GUUCGUUAAUGUCAAUUACGCGCCUGUGACAGUUGUUGAUGUUUAGCUUCUGAAGGAGCGAGCACUUGCGUAGCGUCUGGGCUAACGGCAGCGCUAAUGUUUGUUUGCCUGAGAACAAAUAAUGCCAUAAUUCUACAUAUUCAAGACUGGAAACACUAGCAAACUACUUCAGUACAACCAUCCCAGGUCCCGGAUUUUCUUCAAACCCAAACCGGAAUGUCGGAUGAGGAUUCCCGUGCCAGCACAAGCUCAUCCUCAUCGCCACCUUCCUCCAGCCAGACCAGACAGCGGGACACACCUUGCAAGAAGAAACGGGAGAGCAAAGCCAGCAUGAGCAAGACCUCCAAGCUGCUUUCCACCAGCGCUAAAAGGAUUCAGAAAGAGCUGGCUGACAUCACACUGGACCCGCCACCCAACUGCAGUGCUGGACCGAAGGGUGACAACAUCUAUGAGUGGAGGUCGACCAUCCUGGGACCGCCGGGCUCCGUGUACGAGGGAGGGGUCUUCUUCCUGGACAUCGCCUUCACACCAGACUACCCCUUCAAACCCCCCAAGGUAACCUUCCGCACAAGGAUCUAUCACUGCAACAUCAACAGUCAGGGUGUGAUCUGUCUGGACAUCCUGAAGGACAACUGGAGCCCCGCCCUCACCAUCUCCAAGGUGCUGCUGUCCAUCUGCUCCCUGCUCACAGACUGUAACCCAGCGGACCCCCUGGUGGGAAGCAUCGCCACCCAGUACACCACUAACAGAGCCGAACAUGACCGAACAGCCAAACAGUGGACGAAGAGAUAUGCCACAUAGACCUGCUGAGGACCACGGAGGAGGAGGAGGAGGAGACGGGAGGAAGGCGGAGGUGUUGGAGGGUUAGCCAGGGUGAGGGGGGAGGGGAGGGGGGCGCUGGGCGGUCUGUGUCCGGGGUGUUAUUUCUAUCUCAGAUUUUUACUUUAUUGUCUGGUAUAUUUUUUUGCUUCCUGACUUAAGUUAUCUCUGCAAAUAACGAGAAGACGUCGGGGGUGGGGAGGAAGUGUCGCCCGCUCGCCUCGUCAUUACCAUUCUUCCACUGUCUAAUAGAAAUUCCUGCUGCGCACAAAGUUCCACACCGCCCGAAACGAUCGUGUUUGGGGUCACCACGGACGAUACUUCCCGUGUUUCAGACGUGUACAAACUGUUGUUAGAAGUCUGCUGUCGAAAAUAUGUUCCAAUAAACACAAAUGUCCUGGGAAA
Messenger RNA from Synchiropus splendidus (mandarinfish), 1224 nucleotides. Its product is annotated as ubiquitin-conjugating enzyme E2 E1. The coding region runs from base 217 to 801 and encodes 194 amino acids. The transcript has 6 exons. NCBI's taxonomy places the organism in Eukaryota, Metazoa, Chordata, Actinopteri, Syngnathiformes, Callionymidae. Gene Ontology annotation, biological process: protein polyubiquitination. Gene Ontology annotation, cellular component: nucleus. Gene Ontology annotation, molecular function: ubiquitin conjugating enzyme activity. The record is from RefSeq and is a predicted model, not a curated record.